Adineta ricciae is the source of this 1149-nucleotide messenger RNA. Lineage: Eukaryota; Metazoa; Rotifera; Eurotatoria; Adinetida; Adinetidae. The record is from the annotation of a GenBank genome assembly.
AUGUCCGACGGAAGUCGUCCGACGUCGCGUUGGUCGUCAGCAAGGUUAACGACAAUGACUACUGUUCGUUCAAACGCUCCAUCAUCCCCGUUAUUUGCUACGCGAAAAAAACUACAACGAUCGGCAAGAAAUACUCAAUCGACAUUCACUGAUAUGACAAAAUCAAAGAAUGACAUCGAAGAAAUAUUCAAGUUUUAUUAUUCAAAUGAAACGAAAAUAGAUACGUUUAAACAAACAGUGACUGGAACACGUAUUGUCAGUCCAAGACAACCACCACCGACACCCGCACCUGCACCUAUUCAUAAUCCCUUUGUCGAAAAUUCAUCCGGUGUCUUCAAAGUUAAACAUUGCGUUAGUCGAGAAGAUAUGAGUCUAUUCGAUAGACACGGAAAUGAAUAUCAAUUGGCUAUGAACGAAUUAAACCAACUGCCAUUGAGCCCUAUACUUCAAGACGAUGUUGACGAUGGCCCGAUGAUUAUUCAAUCAAUGAAACUUCAUUCGCAAAUACCAACAGCAGAACCAACACCGUCCAUUCCCAGUGUAAUAACUCCGAAAACGGGUUCAUUGACUCGUCAUGACGAAUUCCCCCUUGUCAAAAUUGCAACAUAUUCUCAAGAAAAUUCAAAUUUUUCUUUCGAACAAAAAAAUCUCAAACGAACUAAAACAGCCUAUGGCCAACGGCCAAAAUCAUUAGCAACACCAUUGUCGAUUCCUGUUACACCUUACGCACUUGCAAAUAGUAGACGAGAUCAAAUAAAUUUCUCGCCAUCAUCAACAUCUACCUCAAAUUCAGCACAUGAUCGACAUGUUCUGACAGGCACAGCAAUGACAGCACAUCAACGACCACCGACACGAUCAGUACGACCUCCUCAGCGAACAAGAUCAAAUCUCUCCUCUCAACAAUCAAAUGUCAAAACCAGCCCGUUCUUAGCUGGUACGGACGUGUUAGAAGCUCAUGUGCCCAUCGUUACUCAACCCGUUGCAUCUAUUCCAUCGAAAUGCAGCCGAUACGUUCUCAUCACAUUUCCGAAGUUACGUACUCGUUAUAACAUUCCUACAUCUGUUGAACGUCUACUUCUACCUGAACGUUUUCCCGUUCUAUUCCAAAACAUUCUGCAAAAUUCUGAUCAUGAUCAGAAUCAUAAAUGA